This is a messenger RNA of Perca fluviatilis (European perch), 2672 nucleotides long. Its product is annotated as zinc finger protein 557-like. Gene Ontology annotation, molecular function: DNA-binding transcription activator activity, RNA polymerase II-specific; RNA polymerase II cis-regulatory region sequence-specific DNA binding. Gene Ontology annotation, biological process: regulation of transcription by RNA polymerase II. The transcript is spliced from 8 exons. Lineage: Eukaryota; Metazoa; Chordata; Actinopteri; Perciformes; Percidae. Gene Ontology annotation, cellular component: nucleus. The record is from RefSeq and is a predicted model, not a curated record. Bases 88 to 2559 code for a protein of 823 amino acids.
CACAUUCUCCGGUACAGUAGGUGGCGGCAUGCACCAACGUUGGUCUGUAGUCCAGCAUGAAAAAUAAAACAGAAGAAGCAAAACAAAAUGGAUGCUUGUUUUGAACAGGAGUUGUGCGAGGAGGUCCGCCGUUACCCACAGUUAUAUGAUUCGUCCAAGUACAGAGGCCACCGAACGACGUCGAACGCCUGGCAACAAAUCGCUCAAACGCUUGGGAGAAGUGAACUAACCUGCCGUCAAAAGUGGAAAUGUCUGCGAGACAGAUACGUAAAGGCCAAGAAAAAGCUAAAAGGCGCGAGCGGCAAAGCAGGCAGAAGUGCCACUGCCUACAUUAUUUCCAUGUUAGAUUGGCUCUCUGGCUUCAUCAAUCGUCGUGCCACAGAGGCGACGCGGACCGUCAGUUGUAGUAGGCCAGAAGAACCUAUGCAAUGCGCGCCGCCGAUAAAAGCGCGCAGCUCUCCGUCGAACGCGGAAAGUAUGUCAGAGUCUGAAGAAAGAAAUCCAACUAAAAAAGUACACUAUUUGACAAAUCCUCAUCUCCCUCUGUCAUCCGUGCGCCUCCUGGUUCCUCCUCUGAGGUUGAUGUCAGCCUGUAUGUGGCAGGUGGCCCAGGAGCGGAAUGUAGACCAGUAUGACAAACUGGCCGAAUUCAUCAUGUUGGUGACGGAGAUGGUCCCAGAGCUUCUGGACUACAAACAGAAGACUCAGCUGAUCCUGGGACUGAGAGCUCGGCUCAUCCUUGAGUUAUUAAAGAUGAUGGAUGAGGUUGACUGUAAAGCUAUCCAGGAUCAUCUUAACAGUUUCCAACAGACAAACCUCAUGCAUGAAGAGGACCCAGAUGGAGAGGUGGAGACUUCAAAGUCAGCAUUUGUGGAGCUGGUUCAAACAUUACUUGAAGACCAAUCUAAAAAAAAAAAAUUUUUCAAGGAGGUCUUCCCAGUACAGUAUGGAGCUUGUUUUGAUAAAACGCUGCAGAUUCUGGGGUGGGAGUUCUUCCACCGACUGGAAGAGUUCCUCCCAGUUCCACGUUUUUCACAGGUGUGCUCCAUGUUUGACAUUUCUUCCCUUGACGAGGAGUUUGAGCAGUUUCUCUCCGACCCUGAGGAUCUGAAGAGGAUUUUGCAGCACCAACAGGAGCGACAAAAGUUGACUAAAAUUGAAUUCACCUUCAUGUCAGACACCAUCCUCUCCACGCUCGCCUCUAAACAGACUUCACCGACAUCUGAAGAUCAGGAUCAAAUAAUGGAUCAGGGAGAGGGCAAACAAGGCACUGGGAAAUCACAGGGAAGAAAUCGAGAGAAGUCAGUACAGAUGACGGUGAAGCAAGAAAACAGCUGGAGAGCAGAAGAUAUUUGUGAGGAUGAUGAAGAGACUGACAACAGUUCCAUUGAACCAGACUGUGGGCUGCCUGAGUACGGACUGUCACCCCUCACUUCUUCUCCACGUUCAGAAGCUGCAGAGCCAGGUGAUGGUGAGACAGCUGUUGAAGCCACCACCCAGACACCCAGAUGUUCAGUGGAUAAAGUGAAGGAACGUCUGGAUCUGAGGAGAAACAAGAAGCCAUCAGAAGAGAGCAGGAUCCAGUUCUUGACAGGAGGCAGAGCCGAUGUCUCUCUUCCGUUCAGCGAGGACUCCGUAAGAGCCAAUGAAAACACACUGGAGUGUGGCAAGACUCUUGCAUCUCCUUCCACCUUGAAACAACAUCCCCUUGUUCACACUUCUGCACGACAUAAGUGCACUCAGUGUAACAAGACAUACAAAUGGCGCUAUCACCUGGAAGACCAUUUAUUUACUCACUCUAAAUCGACAGUUUGCAGCCUUUGUGAGAAGAGAUUUAGUUCUCAAUCUUUACUAAAAGCUCAUCUGCGUCGUCACAGCGGAGAGAGGCCAUUUGCCUGCUCGUACUGCGACAAGCGGUUCUUGACAAAGUCAGUUUUGAAGUACCAUGUGCGCAUUCACACCGGUGAGCGGCCGUAUGCCUGUACUUUUUGUGGCAAGAGAUUUAGUUCUCAAACUUUACUUAAAAUUCAUUUGCGUCGUCACAGUGGAGAGAGGCCAUUUGCCUGCUCGUACUGCGACAAGCGGUUCUUGACAUGGUCAGUUUUGAAGUCCCAUGUGCGCAUUCACACCGGUGAGCGGCCGUAUGCCUGUACUUUUUGUGACAAGAGAUUCACACAGCCAUAUAUGCUCACUGUGCACAUCAGGAUUCAUAAGAAAGAGAAGCCGUAUCUGUGCAGCACAUGUGGUAUGUCUUUUCGUAGCUCUGGGGCCUUGCUGGUCCACACACGCACGCACACAGGGGAGCGGCCUAGUCAGUGUGACAUCUGUGGAAAAGGUUUUGCCACAGCCAUACAGUUGACAAACCAUCGGCGAUACCACACAGGAGAGAGGCCGUAUUCUUGCUCACAAUGUGACAAAUCGUUCCACUGUCAAUCAGGACUGAAGAGACACACGAGGACACACACAGGAGAUAAACCUUACCAGUGUUUAACAUGUCACAAGACUUUUUCUCAAAAAUCCAACAUGAGGAUACACCUCAAGGUCCAUAAGAACAUCUAGCAUGCUGUUGUGAUUUUUAGAGAGUUUAUCUGUAGUCGUAAAGAAAAACCUGGUUUAUUUUACACCAGGAUGUGCUGUUUUGAUGCAUUUUCAUGUCAGUAAAUCACCAACAU